GCAAUGCAGAAGAAAGAAAAGUAAAGAAAUAUCUCCAAAGUUGCGGAGACCACCCACACACUCAUAGCUUCAAAUCUCUGAAUAACGUUUUCCUCAGAUUAUCACUCCCAAAGGGUCAGUUUCUUUUCCCCUUUUUCUCUCUCUACCCAAUCACUACUUUGGAUUAUAUACAUAUAUAUAUAGUUACUUAUAUAAAGUGCAUGUGUUACUUGCAUCAAAUUUUGUCGGAAAUUUUGUAUAUGUUCAGCUCUUUGAUUCUUUCUCAUGGCAAUAGUUUAAAAACCCAUUUGUGUGAUUGACAUAUACUGUACUAGUUUUUUGAUUUUUCCCUUUUAUAACUCCUAUGUCUUUUAUUUGACUAACCCUCCAAGAGAUUGGGAUGGGACACUUAGAUCUUCACAAUUUUUUAUUCCUAGGUUGUUGUAUUGGGAAAUUUCCAAUUUUCAUUGAUCAAGUCACUAUGAAUCUAAAGGGGUAGUUUUUAGAUUCUGGUUUUAAGGUUUCUGUUUUGGGUGUUUUUUUUUUUGUUGGUCUUGGGACUGUUAUAUGAUAUGGGAGAUUGCAAAUCUGCAACUCCAAUGUUGGAAGGAGAAGAAAAUUUGAUUGCUGCUGCCCAAAACCUUGUAAAGGCAUUAGAGAAUAGAAAGAAUUUAACCAAUGAUGCGAGGAAAAUAUUGGCAGAUUUAGGCACCCAAUUGUCCUCCAUAACUAAAAUUCAUGAAAAAAAGGAUGAGGAGGGAUCGAGUGAGGUUGAGCAUAGGCUAAAUGUUGUUCAAGAUAAGAUCAUGAAUUGGGAGGUAGAUCAGUCUAUGAUAUGGGAUUGUGGUUCUGAUGAAGCUUAUGAGUACGUAAAGACGGUGGAGGAAACCCGAAAAUUGACUGAAACUUUAGAGAGUUUGUGUUUGAAUAGAGAUAGUGAGGAAAACGAGCUUCUUCUUAGGGCUCAUGAUGUUCUCCAGACAGCUAUGGCAAGGCUUGAGGAUGAGUUCAAGCAUAUGCUUGUUCAGAACAGACAACCCUUUGAGCCUGAGCACGUCUCUUUUCGUUCUAAUGAAGAAGAUGUUGUGGAUGAGGGAUCGGUUCUUUCUUUUGGGGAUUACUCAGUUGAGGACGUGCUUCAGAGAGACAGUAUCAGCAGAAGCUCUGAGGAAUUCAUUGUUGAUUUGGUCAAUCCACAUAUAAUUCCUGACCUCAAAUGCAUUGCCAAUUUGAUGUUUAAUGCGAAUUACGAUCAGGAAUGCACUCAGGCCUUUAUUAGCAUCCGGAAAGAUGCCUUGGAUGAUUGUCUGUUCAUACUCGAUGUGGAGAAGCUAAGCAUCGAGGAUGUGUUGAGGAUGGAAUGGGGUACCCUGAAUUCCAAAAUCAGAAGAUGGACGCGGGCUAUGAAGAUCUUCGUGCAAGUCUAUCUUGCUAGUGAGAAAUGGUUGAGUGAUCAAAUCUUUGGAGAUCUUGAUACAACUAGUUCAAUUUGCUUUGCUGAGGCGUCGAAGGCUUCAAUGUUGCAGCUUUUGAAUUUUGCUGAAGCCAUAGCCAUUGGACCUCACCAACCAGAGAAGUUGCAUCGUAUUCUUAGCAUGCAUGAGGUGUUGGUGGAUCUUAGUCCUGAUAUUGAUGCUUUAUACAUCAAUGAGGUCGGUUCUUUUGUGAGAACCGAAUGCCAACACGUCAUUAGUCAACUGGGCUAUUGUGCGAAGGCAACAUUCAUUGAAUUUGAAAAUGCUGUGGCAUCAAACAUAUCGACAAACGCUUUCGCUGGUGGUGGAAUCCACCACAUUAGUAGAUAUGUGAUGAAUUACAUCAGGGCUCUCACUGAUUACAGUGAGACCCUUGAUUUGGUCCUCAAGGAUCCCGAUAGAGACUUUGCAGUUUCGCUUUCGCCUGACUUGAGUCCAGUUUCCGAGGAUGAUAGUGUAAGUGGAAGCUCGUCUCGCUUUGUCUCGCCAAUGGCUUGCCACUUCCGAUCCCUCAUUUCAAUUCUAGAAUGCAACCUUGAUGACAAGUCCAAAUUAUACAAGGAUGAUUCUCUUCAACACCUCUUUUUGAUGAAUAACAUACAUUACAUGGCUGAAAAAGUUAAGGGUUCAGAGCUAAGAACUAUCUUAGGGGAUGAAUGGAUUCGCAAGCGUAAUUGGAAGUUUCAACAGCACGCGAUGAAUUAUGAGCGAGCCACAUGGAGUUCAAUCCUGUCUUUGCUGAAAGAUGAGGGAAUUCACUAUCCUGGUUCGAAUUCUGUAUCGAAGACUCUGCUCAAGGAGAGGCUGCAGAGCUUUUAUGUUGCUUUUGAAGAGGUUUAUAAGAGUCAAACUGGAUGGUUAAUCCCGGAUACACAGCUUAGAGAAGAUCUGAGAAUCUCGACAUCACUCAAGGUGAUUCAAGCUUAUAGGACAUUUGUGGGAAGACAUACAAGCCAUCUUAGUGAAAAGAACAUCAAGUAUAGUGCUGAUGAUUUGGAGAAUUACUUGUUGGAUCUGUUUGAGGGGUCUCCAAGAUCAUUACACAGUUUUCACAGGAAGUGAUUGACAGCAUCGGUGAUAAGAGUUUUCCUAUCAUAAUGGGUAUACUAGUUUAGGACUCUCUCUCUCUCUCUCAUAGAGAAAAUUUCAGUAAUGUAACAAGGAUGCAAGAGUUCCAGUGUUGUAAUCUAUUGUAUUAUCUUUUUUGUGAUAAUAGAAAUUGAUGUAUAAGCAGAGAUUGUUUGAAUUUUGUA
Molecule: messenger RNA, 2707 nt
Organism: Camellia sinensis
Lineage: Eukaryota; Viridiplantae; Streptophyta; Magnoliopsida; Ericales; Theaceae
Product: exocyst complex component EXO70E2
Biological process (GO): exocytosis
Cellular component (GO): exocyst
Molecular function (GO): phosphatidylinositol-4,5-bisphosphate binding
Source: RefSeq, a predicted model, not a curated record